CCUAGAUCCUUCCGUGGCUCUGUGAACGGCACUAGGAUUCAGUGCAUUUUUGUAGCUGCAGGUCUCAGCAGCAUCACCCGUGCGGCAAACACAAAUACUUUCCUCUAUUUCUUCACUGGCAACUUUACAAAUGGCACUCUGGGGUCUCCAGUCACACGAAUGUCUACAAAUUCAUCGGUUGAUCUGACCAACACUAACAGCUCAGACGUUGCCAUAAUAACACCCACUACAAACACAGACUCUGAAACUACCACUACUACCGUUUCUACUAUUGCGACAACGACUACUACAGCAAAACCUGCUACUACAGCAGGGAGCAAUGCACUGCAUCAUGCUGCAUCACAGGCUGCUCUGGUAAUUCUCUCAGGGAUCCUUGCAGUCCUCCUGUUGUAAGGAUGCUGCCCACACAUUUGCUUUCUGAAACUGGUCGAUGAGCACUGGACGCUUGAUGAACCCACCGCCAAAGUAUAUGUAAUUCAGCAUAUUUAUAACUGUGCAAUAUAGCGUCUCUGGGAACAAUGAAGAAAGGAGCUGAAAAUAUGGGGAAGAGGGCAAUACAUCAUUUAUUUAAUCUGUGUGUUUGUGUGAGAGAGAUUGUGUUUAUGAAUGUAUUUUGCGAGCGUUAGUGUUUGUAUUCUGCUAAUGUACUGCUAUUUAAAAUCAAGCUCCUGCACAGAGAGGGCUGAUCAAAAUUAUAAUCAGUCUGUUCAUUUAAUUGUGCAUGUGACACCAUCAAGUGGCUGAAAAUAUCUAAGAUAAUUGUUUUUAAAUGUAUUAAUUUAUUCUUAC
Messenger RNA from Sinocyclocheilus grahami, 789 nucleotides. RefSeq names its product protein PRY2-like. The coding region runs from base 160 to 393 and encodes 77 amino acids. Lineage: Eukaryota; Metazoa; Chordata; Actinopteri; Cypriniformes; Cyprinidae. The record is from RefSeq and is a predicted model, not a curated record. The transcript has 3 exons.